Molecule: messenger RNA, 1455 nt
Organism: Adineta steineri
Lineage: Eukaryota; Metazoa; Rotifera; Eurotatoria; Adinetida; Adinetidae
Source: the annotation of a GenBank genome assembly
AUGUCUAAUAUUGUUCCAUUAUCAGAUUCUCCACCAUCACCAUCUGAUAUACCACCACCAUCAAAUCCAACAAUAUGUGAAAAUGAAGUUGAAUGUUCGAAACCAGCACUUGUAACAUGUCAUCAUUGUCCGAAACGUUUAUGUCUUAAACAUGUACUUGAACAUAAUGAAAUAAAUAUUGUUCGAACAUAUUCAUUAUCAGAUGAAAUUAAUUGUUUAACACAUCUACUUUCCAAACUUGAUUGUCAAAAAUCUGUUGAAAAUGCACGAAAACAUCUUGAUACAUGGAAAGAAAAUAUUCUUACUGAUAUUGAAAAUACUUAUAAACAUUAUUCAAAAGAAAUUGAUGAUUUACAAAAUGAAUUAAAUCAACGUGUAGAUAUAUUUAAAGAUAGUCAAAAAUCUAAAAUGUCUAGUUUACAAACACAAUUAGCAGCAUUACAAAAAGUGGGAGAAAUAUCUCAAAAUCAAUUAUUACCAAUUGAACGUGAUCUAAGUCAUCUUCGACAAUGUUUAGAAUCAGUUCGAUGUGAAAUAUGUAUUGAAACAACGAAUGUCUCAUGUAAUGAUCUGAUAAAUGCAUACAAUAUAUUCUCAUAUAAUCGUAUUUUACCAAAUAAUACACUUAUGCAAUCCUAUCGAACAAUAUCUGUUGAAAAUAAUAAAAAAUUUGUUUCAAGUCAACAAAAUGGAACAAUUUUAUGGUUAGAUAAUCGAAGACAACUACAUUAUAUUGAUCAAAAAUUUCAUGAUCAUAUUUUAACAUUACCAUCAACUAUGUGUAAUCCACCAACAGCUUCAUCAGCUUUGUUACCAUAUCAUCAAACAGGUGUUAAAGAUGUUGAUGUAGUAGAUUUAAAAUGGUGUUCAAAAACAGAAGCAUUUCUCAUUCUUUUUCAACGACAUUUAUAUUCAUUUGAUCCUAAAACACAUAAAUUUACACAAAUUCCUAUAACUCGACAUAAAGAUUAUCCCUUUCGUUGUUUAUCUUUUUUAAAUGAUUCAUCACUUUACAUAUCAUAUUGUGUUUUUGGUAUUUGUAUUGAAUUAUGGAAAUAUCCAACUAGCAAUGUAAAUUUGGCUGUUAAACGUUGGGACCGUUUAGCUAAUGAUAAAACUGAAUGGGUAUCACAUAUGGAUGCAAAUAUAAAUUCAAAUAUAGGUUUACUUAUUCGUACAGCAUCAUCUGUUCAUACACGUUUUGAAAUACGUGAUGAAACUUUAAAUUUAUUAAAACAGAUACAAUUAAAUGAUGAUUUUGUUGAUUCAUUUUAUCCAUUUCGUUCACAUCAAUGGUAUGUUAAAAGUUCAUCUGGAAAAUAUUAUAUUUAUUCAACCGAAACAAAUACAUAUGAACCAUCAUCAUUUGAAUUUCAAUUUGGAUUACAAGAAUUUGGUAUUAAUUCAAUGAUUAUUGGUAGCGGGCAAAACGAAUUAACUUUAUGUGAUGUUUGA